Molecule: messenger RNA, 380 nt
Organism: Copidosoma floridanum
Lineage: Eukaryota; Metazoa; Arthropoda; Insecta; Hymenoptera; Encyrtidae
Product: histone H2B.3-like
Cellular component (GO): nucleosome
Molecular function (GO): DNA binding; structural constituent of chromatin; protein heterodimerization activity
Source: RefSeq, a predicted model, not a curated record
UUACAAUGGCCCCGAAAACAACUACCCCAGUGGAGAAGAAAAGCGCCAAAGCAAUGAAGAACAUUUCCAAGGGAGACAAGAAAAAGCGCUCCAAGAAGAGGAAGGAAAGUUACGGCAUCUACAUCUACAAGGUCUUGAAGCAGGUGCACCCGGACACCGGGGUAUCCUCCAAGGCCAUGUCCAUCAUGAACAGCUUCGUCAACGACAUCUUUGAGCGCAUCGCCACGGAAGCCUCUCGCUUGGCACACUACAACAAGAGGUCGACCAUCACAUCCCGGGAGAUCCAGACGGCAGUGAGGCUUCUGCUUCCCGGUGAACUUGCCAAACAUGCCGUCUCCGAAGGCACCAAGGCAGUGACCAAGUACACCAGUUCCAAGUAG